AUGCUGGCAGACCCGAUCCGCUCGUACCCACGAACCAAGUUUUGGGCCGCCGUGAGCGACGAGCUGCACGUGUCCCAUGGUCUGGCGCGCAACAGUCGUCAAUGUCGGGAUCGCUUCAACUUGCUAUUUUCACGAGCGCUCCUGGUGCCCGCGGGCAUGCGUUCUACAAUUGUAGCCCCCGCGGGCCUCCCAACAACAUCGACAACUGCUACCUCAACUACAAAUACUACAAGUGCAACAAGUACUACAACUACUAAAACACCGGCACCGCAUCCGCGAUCGCCGCCAUUGUUCGCUACUGCAUCUGCAUCACGUGGCAUCAUGGCCUCGCCCACUCCCCACGACUACUCGUCCGACAUCGCGCUGGAAUCGCGGCUGCAGACGUGCGUGCGACGGUUUCGGUUUGGCAACGGACGAAGUUUGGAAUUGAGCAAUAACGGCGCGGAGUCCAGUGCCACCGCUGCCACGACUCCCGCGCCAGCAGCGAGCAUUUCCGCGACCAACCCGAUUUUGGAAAGCCCGCCGCCGCCCCCGCGAACAGGAGCGUUGCACGAGCUCAUCCACCCACCGGACUCGCCCUCGCAAGCACUCGUGGUGCGACCAGAGGCCCGUUUUGCCGAUCUGGCACUCAUACACUCACAGCUGCGUCACGUGAACUCCGUCCUGGACGUCUUAUCCACAGACGUGGCGCUGUUGAAGACCCAGGUCGCGCAUUUACAGCAGUAUCUCACGUUGCCCAGCGAUGGUGCCAAGCAAGAAUAG
Messenger RNA from Lachancea meyersii CBS 8951, 762 nucleotides. The record is from the annotation of a GenBank genome assembly. Lineage: Eukaryota; Fungi; Ascomycota; Saccharomycetes; Saccharomycetales; Saccharomycetaceae.